CCUUCCCGCUGAGUCUGACGAAUAAAUCCCGCGAAAUUCCCUCUCUUUCAGUCUCUCCCACAGCCACUUCUCUUUUCUUCUUCGUCUCUAGUUUUCACCAUAAAUCCCCUCGCCACCGUCCACGCGUUACCGGAAUCUGCCACCCACGGGGAGAAGACGCUGACAUUCUGGCUUUUUUCUUUUGUUUUUUUUUCCUUACUGUUCCUGCUCUGGGUCCGCCGUUUCUCUCCCCACUGAGCUUGUCUGUUUCACCUUUUCUCUCUCCCCUCUACGUCUUGCCUCGCCACAUUCCGUUUUCUCUCUCUAGCUAGGAGGCAGCGACUCUACGCGUACAUGUCUUAUCUCAGAGAUUCCCGACGCGUUUCACCACUCCACUGCUUUUAGAAAUCCGUUGAAAAGUUAGAACAAGUGUUCCUUUGCGAGAGAUCCUUCUGUCUUCGCAUUAGUGUUAGUGGUAUUGGUAUGUGUAAGGAGUUUUUGUCUCGAUAAUGAAAGAGUUUGCUAAGCAUGGACGCCGGUGGGCGUCCGACACCGUCCCGAGCAGGGCGGUAAGUGUCGGAUCGUCGCCGGAAAAUGAAUCUGUAGUAUCGCCGGGGGAGGAGUUCGUCGAGGUGACGCUCGAUAUUCAAGACGUCGACACCAUCGUGCUCCGGUGUGUCGAACCGGCGACGGGCGUCCACAUUGAGCGGGACGGAGGGAGCGAAACUCCGGCGUCGGCGUCGACGUCGGGGUCGAUUGGCCGGAGUUCGUCGAAUCGGCUCCGCCAGUUCUCGCAGGAGCUGAAGGCGGAGGCGGUGGCGAAAGCGAAGCAAUUCUCGCAGGAGUUGAAGGCGGAGCUGAGGCGGUUCUCGUGGAGCCACGGCCAUGCCUCGCGCGUGCUCUCUUCGCCUUCCUCGUCUUCCCCGUUUCAGAACAUCGUCAUUGGAGGCGGCAACGGCCUGGAGUCGGCCUUGGCCGCUCGAGCGCUCCGGCAGCAGCGAGCGCGGCUCGAUCGCACUCGUUCCGGUGCUCAGAAAGCCCUAAAAGGACUCAGAUUCAUCAGCAACAGGAAGACGAACGGCGUUGAUGCCUGGAACGAAGUUCAGAGCAACUUCAACAAGCUCGCCAAGGACGGCUACCUCUACCGAGCCGAUUUCGCACAAUGCAUAGGAAUGAGAGAUUCGAAAGAAUUCGCGCUGGAACUCUUCGACGCAUUGAGCCGGCGGCGGAGAUUGAAGGUCGACAAGAUCAACAGAGACGAGCUUUACGAGUACUGGUCUCAGUUCACCGAUCAGAGCUUCGAUUCUCGACUCCAGAUCUUCUUCGACAUGGUGGACAAGAACGAGGACGGCAGGAUCACUGAAGAGGAAGUGAAAGAGAUCAUAAUGCUGAGUGCCUCGGCAAAUAAGUUAUCAAGAUUGAAGGAACAGGCAGAGGAAUAUGCAGCUCUGAUCAUGGAAGAACUAGACCCUGAAAGGCUUGGCUACAUUGAGCUAUGGCAACUAGAAACACUUCUGCUACAGAAGGACACGUACCUGAGUUACAGCCAAGCCUUAAGCUACACGAGCCAAGCCUUGAGCCAGAACCUACAAGGCCUAAGAAACAGAAGCCCCAUUCAAAGAAUGAGAACAAAACUUGCAUGGUACCUGGAAGAGAACUGGAGGAGACUUUGGGUUCUUCUGCUGUGGGUGAUGAUCAUGGCUGGGCUUUUCAUUUGGAAGUUCCUUCAGUACAAACAGAAAAGCGCGUUCAAGGUCAUGGGUUACUGCCUCCUCACGGCUAAGGGCGCAGCCGAGACCCUGAAGUUCAACAUGGCUCUCAUCUUAUUGCCUGUGUGCAGGAACACUGUGACUUGGCUGAGGUCCACCAAGCUGGGCUUGUUUGUACCCUUCGAUGACAACAUCAACUUUCACAAGACUGUUGCGGCAGCCAUAGUAGUUGGUGUUAUACUUCAUGCUGGAAACCAUCUGACUUGUGACUUCCCAAGGCUUAUAAACGAGUCAGAAAAGACGUACGAAUCUUAUUUGCCUGGUGUUUUCGGUCCUACUAAACCCAAUUACAUUAGUCUGGUUCGAGGGGUUGAGGGUGUGACAGGAAUACUAAUGGUGAUCUUCAUGGCCAUUGCUUUCACGCUUGCAACCCGUUGGUUCAGGCGGGGUCUUAUUAAGCUGCCCAAGCCUUUUGACAGGCUGACAGGCUUCAAUGCCUUCUGGUAUUCACACCAUCUUCUUGUCAUUGUCUAUAUCUUGCUCAUCAUCCAUGGCAUGUAUCUGUAUCUCGUGGACAAAUGGUACUAUAAGACGACAUGGAUGUUUCUUGCUGUUCCUGUUCUCUUAUAUGCUGGGGAGAGAACCCUGAGAUUCUUUCGGUCUGGCUUCUAUACUGUCCGACUUGUAAAGGUUGCCAUAUAUCCAGGCAAUGUACUUACCUUCCAAAUGUCCAAGCCUCCCCAGUUCAGGUACAAGAGUGGGCAAUACAUGUUCGUCCAGUGCCCUGCUGUCUCUCCAUUUGAGUGGCAUCCAUUCUCCAUAACCUCAGCCCCCGGUGAUGACUACCUUAGUGUUCACAUCCGGCAGCUUGGUGACUGGACGCAAGAGCUUAAGAGGGUAUUCUCAGAGGCCUGUGAGCCUCCGGUUGCCGGGAAGAGUGGGUUACUCAGAGCUGAUGAAACAAUGAAAAAGAGUUUGCCAAAGCUCUUAAUAGACGGGCCAUAUGGAGCUCCAGCGCAAGAUUAUAGAAAAUAUGAUGUUCUUCUUCUUGUUGGUCUUGGAAUUGGGGCAACACCUUUUAUCAGUAUUCUGAAAGAUUUGCUCAACAACAUUGUUAAGAUGGAGGAGCAGGCUGAAUCAGUCUCAGACGUUAGCAGAAGCUCGGAUCAGAGCAUUAGUGCCUCGGAUUCUUCAUCUCAUGUUAAGGAUCAUCCGAAAAAAAAGAAAACCCUGAAGACCACAAAUGCUUACUUUUAUUGGGUAACUAGGGAGCAAGGUUCAUUCGAUUGGUUCAAAGGGGUCAUGAACGAAGUUGCUGACCUUGAUCAAAGGGGUGUCAUUGAGAUGCAUAAUUACUUGACCAGCGUUUAUGAAGAAGGGGAUGCUAGAUCAGCACUCAUCACCAUGGUUCAAGCACUCAACCAUGCUAAGAACGGGGUCGACAUUGUAUCAGGCACUAGGGUGAGAACACAUUUUGCAAGGCCUAAUUGGAAAAAGGUUCUCUCCAAAAUAUGUACAAAGCACGCCAAUGCAAGGAUAGGGGUCUUCUAUUGUGGGGCACCUGUUUUGGCCAAAGAACUCAACAAACUCUGCCAUGAGUAUAACCAAAAAGGUUCCACCAAGCUUGAAUUCCACAAGGAGCAUUUUUGAGGAGCUCUAUGCACCAUCACCACUCAAUCACUUUGUACAGUAUUUGAAGGUACUGCAAGCAAUGGAGGCAUGCAGAAGAUUCAUGCCGGGAAGAACUUGCACAUGUCACCACCCGAAUAGACGGGCUCUUAUUAGUUGAUGAAAUGAGCUACACGUGCCUUCGUCCUGCUAGUUGUACAACUGGCAGUCGACUCAAAUUUUAGAAGGUAUGCACCAAAAUCAACUGUUUUGAAUAAUCGUCACAUGUAUUAGCACGUAGGAUGUACGUGUUUGUAAUGUAAGUACGGGUAAAUUUAAGCAAAAAUCUAAACUAAGCUGUAUGAUUAUGAUUCCUGUUUCCAUAGAAAUGUUUUUUUGGACAGGAAGAUAGAGUUAUUCAAGUUUUAACCUA
Molecule: messenger RNA, 3729 nt
Organism: Diospyros lotus (date-plum)
Lineage: Eukaryota; Viridiplantae; Streptophyta; Magnoliopsida; Ericales; Ebenaceae
Product: respiratory burst oxidase homolog protein A-like
Exons: 14
Coding region: 489-3338 (949 amino acids)
Cellular component (GO): plasma membrane
Molecular function (GO): NAD(P)H oxidase H2O2-forming activity; peroxidase activity; calcium ion binding
Source: RefSeq, a predicted model, not a curated record